AUGACAUCAAAAGCAGUAUCUCUAUUUUCCCGUGUUUUCUCGCAAAAUCGUGCAUUCGCAUCACUUCGGGAAACUGUUGGAGAACGUGAUGCAACACUACUCUACGAGCCAAAAUUCCAAGAUAGCAGAGAGUUUCCAGAAUACAACACCAUCAAUGUUCGAAUUCAAGGACACGACUUCGGAUCAUUAGAAAAGUAUCAAGCUUACAUUCACAAGACAGCGAAACGAUUCGGCUUCUCGGUACCAGACAGUUAUGCUGUCGCUGCACAAACCCAGAAAGCAAUCACGUACAAGCCAUACUCAACAGUCGCCGAGUCGGAAAUUGAUUUAUCGAAUUACGAUCGAGUUGUUCGUUUAAGUGAUGUUUCUGCUCCUCGUUUCUCGCUUUUCACUCAAAUAAUCAGAGCACACAUCCCAGUUGGAGUAACAAUGACCAUCAAAGAACAUGAAAAAGCCGACGAAGACUCUCGCUACAUUCCUGACCAGUUGUUGAAACAGAAGCAAGAAGAACUCAAAGCACUGGAUGAUCCGAAUGUUCGUCGCAACCUCGGAUGGGAAUAA
Molecule: messenger RNA, 561 nt
Organism: Caenorhabditis remanei
Lineage: Eukaryota; Metazoa; Nematoda; Chromadorea; Rhabditida; Rhabditidae
Exons: 3
Coding region: 1-561 (186 amino acids)
Cellular component (GO): mitochondrial ribosome
Source: RefSeq, a predicted model, not a curated record